Messenger RNA from Paramormyrops kingsleyae, 3154 nucleotides. The record is from RefSeq and is a predicted model, not a curated record. NCBI's taxonomy places the organism in Eukaryota, Metazoa, Chordata, Actinopteri, Osteoglossiformes, Mormyridae.
ACCAUUUGUCAGCUAAAGGUAAUUCUCCUAGAAGAGAAAGAUGGCUGUGUGGGUUUGCCGAAUGUGACUCGGCACCGCUGAUGCUCAUUCAUAAAGGGAGCUGUGCCAUGCAGCGGCAGAACGUCCCAACGUGCUAGAAGUGACUUCAAAAAACACUGUUCCUUUCCACUGCUGCUCUGGCAGUAUGGGCUUCAGGCCUGGGGGAGCACAGGGCCGGGGAGGGAGGUACUUCCAAUUAUCACACCAUCCACGAACAACCUGUAAGAGUUAAGGGCUAUGAUCCAUAAUCCUCUCACCAUGUCUUGGAACGGGGCUUGAAAAGCAGACUGUUUUAGAGUCUGCAUUACGAUACGGCUGGUGUCCGUGCGACAGUUCUGUCUGGCCCACAAUGUUCUUUAAAUCAUUAUUAAAUCCAGGCUGCCAAGCACACUAUCUGCGUAUUGAGGGGGACCUCUUCAGCUGCAGUGCCUUAGCCCACUGGCCCCUGGCAGUUUGAGCUUGAGAGCCCUGGUAUACAGUGACAUAGAGAGAAGCCAGCAGGGCCAAAGACCCACAGGAACGUCUGAGUAACUGUGAAGCUAAUGCUGAGAGGCCUUCACUGCUAACAGUCACUGAGAGAACAAAGCCCCCCCCCAGCUGCCAGGACCGUGGGGGGGGGACGGGGGACUGGCAAACCAUCAAUGGAAAAACUCUUAAGCCAUAUUAAGGAAGUUUUCCAUGUGUAAUCAGACACACAAUUUAUUGUGUCCUUCCAAGAGUGGUUGUCUUUAAUUUUGUGAAAUUGGAAUCACGUUCGACAGCUUCUCCAUUCAGCGCUAUGGAAAAGGGGGCAGAGGCUCUGGAUUUUUGGGGCAAAUUAAACAAAUGUAGCAAAUCUGAAAUUUAUUUCAUUUUCGAAAAAAUGAAAAGAAAAAGCAUCUUCAUCCCACAGAGUCAAAGUCAAAAACUAGCCCUGGUCACAUUUCCCUGCUGCAGCCCUCAGAGUUUUCACAUCUUUUAAAUAGGGCCCAAAAGGAGAAAAGGGAGAAAACGGGAGGAACGGCGAGCAGGGAAUUACAGGCCACCCGGGGAAAAAAGGGGAGAAAGGGUCACCAGGAGAACCAGGAAUGAGGGGGCAAAAUGGCCAUCAAGGACAGCCGGGGCAGCGAGGACAGAUGGGUCCCUCUGGCCCGCGGGGACUCAGCGGGUUACCAGGCCCAGCAGGGCCACCUGGACCGGAGGGCAGACCAGGAAGGGAAAUGUCUGAGCAACAUAUUCGGCAGAUUUGCCAGGACAUUCUCAGGUCUGAGAUUCCAGCCCUCAUACAGAACACUCAGCCAAGGGGCUGUGACCACUGUCACACGCGUUCAGGGAGCCCAGGCCCUCCAGGCCCAGCCGGACCACCGGGAUCCAGGGGCUUUCCUGGGAUACCAGGCUCCAACGGCAUGCAGGGGAAUCCCGGCCUGCCAGGGGAUUCUGGAGUCCCUGGGCUAAAAGGAGAUCCAGGUGAAAAAGGUGAGAAAGGAAGUCAAGGAAGAGCUAUGUCAGGCGACGAGGGACCACCAGGACUCCCAGGUCCGAUGGGACCCCCAGGUGUGAGCAAGUUAGGCUAUCCAGGCAAGCCCGGACCCCCAGGUCCGCAAGGGGACGAAGGCAAGCGGGGCAGUCCCGGGGAUGCAGGGCAGCCGGGAGUGUGCCACCCCUCCCUCUGCUACGGCGUCAUGAUGCGCAGGGACCCGUUUAGGAAAGGACCCAAUUAUUAACGGUACCUGGCAGAAGCGACCUGGCAUCUUUACAAUGCAAGAAAAUCAACCGGGAAUAAAAGGAAGUCUUUCCAAUCUCAGGAAGAUCACUUUUUAAUAGUAUUGAGCUCCUUAAUGGGGACACAGAAGUACCUCUGUCUGUUUGUUAAAGGAACAUCAGAAUACCUGGGAAUCAUUGAGCAUGUCAUCCCAACUCCCUGCCGACUCGGUAUAUAUGGACCGAAUCCUGAGAUUGUGAUGAGUGAGUCCAUGCCGGAUCACACAAACAGAAUUCAUGAAUUAAUUGCAAAAAAAUUCAUUAGCGACAGCCAGGUGCACUUCUUCUCCAAAUGGGGCAUGAGAUCGACAAGCAGGCCAGCCUCCCGCCUGGGCCUGAGGUGACUUGGAGGCCAGGUGCUGUAUCACAGCCUGCUGUGGACCUCAGCCUGACAAGAAGAGAUGACAGAACAUAACACAGAGAUAACCUUCCUUAUCCACAGCAUUGUAAUCCUUAAAGCCCAAGUGGCUCGUCCAGAAAUGGCAGAUCAUUUCCAGGCUGCCCGUGGAAUUCAUCGCAAACUGUUCCUCUUUUUACGUGUUUCACCUUGGGCCACAUUGGGCCACCUUGUCCUUGUAGCUUAGUAGCCACUCUUUGUAGCAUUAGUAUAAUACUUGCUUAAUAUUACGAGAAAUCACAGUCAUCAAUAAUCAUGAGCAAACUAAUCAUGUUGUCCUAAGAAAACAAAACAACACAUAAGUCCUAAGUCCUACAGAUUAAUUGCUGGAGUUUAAAUUCCUAGAGGGCUAUAUAACUUUUGGAUCGAGCAAAACAGUCAUUGGAAAGUUUAUCCUUUAUAUACACAUUCAACUUUCAGCGAGGAACCUGCUCUGUUUGCUUCUUUUAUAAAUCAAAAUCAUUGUAAUUUGCUGUUUAUUACAAUGAUCCACUCGUCACAUAAAUAUGAAUUUAAUACUUGCAAGUGAACCUCAGAUUAUACUGAAUGAACAUAAUAAUAAUCGUGACAUUGUGGCCGUAGCCAACAUUCCUCAGUGCUGGUGUGCAAAAAUAUAACUCUAUCUAUGCCUAUAUGUAGCUUAGGGUAGUUUCCAAAAUGUCUCUUAAGAUCGAGGUGUUUGCAGAGCAUUUGCUUCAGUCCUCUCUACAUGGGUAUAUUUAUUUUUGAAAUUAACUCCUCGGUGCAGCCUUGCCAGGUGAAUUCCGCUUUGCUGGUUAAUGUGAGCUUAAAACGCCGCUCCGGGGGAACGCCGUCACCCACUGCCUUACUGGUGUUAUUUAAAUUCGUGUCAUUUUAUGUCUACUAAGGACCUUUAUUUGUGUGAAAGUCUUUUUUAUUCAUUAAUUUUAUUACUUUUUUUGUUGACGUGACUUUUGUAUUACCAUGUGGUAUCAUUAAUAAAUACUUUUUUAAAGA